AUGGCAUGUUGGAGAAAUUUUGACGAUUUGGAUGACCAAGUCCACUACUGGAACACUAAUAUUACUGAUGAGAAUCUUCCCUUAAAGAAAAUGAGGGUGAGAGCAAAGGAUGUGCCAUAUAUGACAACAAAUUGGAAGAACGCUAUUAGAGCUAAGAGAAAGGCAUUAGCAAAUUAGUACAUGUACAAGGACAAAUCAGACUCCAACUGGGAUAAGCUACGUAAAUGCCACAAUGAAGCCAAGAGACAGAGGCAAAGAGCAAUCAAGUCAUGUUGGAGGGAUAAAUCAAAUCAUCUUAAGGAGAACCCAGCAGAUUUCUAUAGAACUUUUAUGCCAUUUUUAAGCUCGAAGGCAUCCAAAAAAAGCUCCCAAUUAAAUCUUAAAGUUGGUGAAGAAAUUGCCAGGAAUCAAGAUGAGGUAGCAGAAACCCUGGCCGGCUAUUUUGUAACAAUUGCAGAUGAUAUUGUUAGGGAGAAUGUU
This is a messenger RNA of Porites evermanni, 480 nucleotides long. The record is from the annotation of a GenBank genome assembly. Lineage: Eukaryota; Metazoa; Cnidaria; Anthozoa; Scleractinia; Poritidae.